GACUGUAGCAUAUGAAGAUUUUAACAAGACAAAGGCUGCUCUGCGACACAUAGAGAACAAAUUGGAAGCUGUUCCCUCCAGCAGUGCUGUGCUUAAUUCUGUAAUGGAUACAAAAAAACACUCUGGAAGUGCAUCAACAAGGAAGGUCAGCAGGAAGGAUGGUCGAUAUCUAGAAGAGACAAUUGCUUCUGUUGCAGCCCCAAAAGUCUCAUGUCACAAGUCCCGCAAGGAAAAAACAUCUCGGAGCCCUCUUCGAGCCACAACCUUAGAAAACAAUAUUAAGAAAAGCAGCCGGGUGGAGUUUCGUGAACCUGUAGCUUCAUUCAGGGAUGCCACUGGAAGGAGUUCAUCUUACUUAACAUCCAGCCAGCUUGAAACACAGCAUUUGCUAUCUGACUUGAAUCGCAGCGACUUGCACAACAGUGAUGAGAGGCUGAGCCGUAUGAUCUAUGAACGGGACACUCGAGAUCUUCAGAGCCAGGAGUUUGAACUUGGUCAUUCGUGUUCUGUGAAUGAUACAGUUGUCCGGUUUCUGAAUGAUCAUGAGGCGAUCAGUGCCUUACAGAACACUGAAGCACUUUCUCAGUAUGAGAGGACUAAAGAAAGAACUUCAGAAGGAUACAAGGGCUCUGAAGAGCAUAGUGCAAUUCAUUUUCCUAAUUCUUUAUAUAAUAAGGAGCAGAAGGGGCUUCAUCCAUCAGAGACAUCUCAGUCUUCCACUCUUAGCCCUGUUUCACUUAGGCUUGAAAAUCUGAAGAGGAGACAACCUGAUGCCAAAUUGGAAAAAUUGAAGGAGAGGAUCAGGAAACAGUGUGAGCAGUCUGAAGAACUGGCUGAAAAAGGAAGAACAUAUGCUGUAGAACAACCUCUUGCUACAAACCUAGAAACAGCAGUGCCAACCACUAAAGUACGCAAAGUGGCAAAUGCUCCUCCUGCUCCAACAUAUAAAGGGUUUAAUCCAGUUGAAACCAAAGUCCGAACCCCUGAUGGAAAGGUGUGGCAUGAACAUGAGUACCAGAGUAUCAGCAGGGAGCUCUGUAGUGAUCUCAUGCUCAAAUCAUCAGAAAGUGGCAAAACAAAGGAGAAAUCAGAAAAAAGCAGCAUGAAGAAGACAUCUAAGCCAUUACGGAAAGUUCAGAAAAUGACUCAUUUGGACAGUUUGGAUCAUGGAACUAGUAGUCAUGUCAUCAAUACAAGUUCUUGGCGUGAAGGGCAGAAGCUUGUGAAGAAAGUCUUGGGUCCAUCUCCCAAGUUGCAAGAGAAGAGGGCGCAGUCUACUGACAGAACAGGACGAGAGAGGGAUGUCAAACCAGGGCAAACGAGGGCAGAGUCAGACACCAGAGUACAAGCAUGUCGCAGAAGUAGAGCGCAAAGUUCUGAAAGACCAUAUAGCAGAGUUCAUUCUGAGGGUAACCUGAUGAAAGCCUCCUCAGCAACCCUGAAUGAAAAAGCAGAAGAUGGAAACACUGUGAGCAAAGACUUUCUACCUGCAGAAAUCCAGGGGAUUUUAAGUGAUCUCCAGCUGGAUACCUUGGGUCAGAUUUCAAAACAAGACUUAGAACAAGUGCAAGAAACUGAUAAAGUCUUAGCUGCAAGAGUGUCGAGAAGUAGAAGCCCAACAAAGAGAAAAUCAGAAAAACUGAAUCCAAAUGAAGAGCUACAUGCAAUCUCCAAAAGGCGACACUAUGAUGCAGAUGUAGUGAGACAAUAUAUUGUCCGGCAGCAAGAAGAAAGGAAAAAGAAGCAGAAUGAGGAGAAGAAGGCACAGCAGGAAGCAAGUGAAUUAAAACAAAGGCGUUUGCAAGAACUUUACAAGAAACAAAAAGAAGCUUUUAAUAAGGCAAAGACAGCUUCUGAAGUAACAGUUUCAAAAGGGUUACAAGAAACAUAUUCAAAGUUUCUGCUUAGGCAGUCCCGGUUUGACGACCUUUCUGACCAUCUUCCACUGUCCGAGGACUCCCAGAAAAGGCCAGGCUAUCAGCCAUCUGGAGAGUCUGACAAAGAGAACAAGGGCCAGGAUCGUCCUACAAGUGCCUCUUCUAGCAGUGAUCUUUCUCUUUCAGAACCUCUGCAACCUCUUACAAGAAACGACCUUAUGGAGUUGACCUGGAUGCAGCCUGAUCGACUGAGUCCUGCAGGUGUUAGUAUGCAAAAACAACCCUCUGAUAUGGCAAGGGCAAAUCACUGCUCAGAGUUAAAUCUGAAAAAAGGUAAAGACUCUGCUGAAUGUAAGCCUGCAGUUGUAGCUUGGGAGAAAGGAGUUGGAAGGCAGCUGCCAUUGCAGUCUCAGCACUCCAUGUCACAGCAGGGUUUAAUGAAGAAUACAAAUCAGUACAGAAACCAGCUAGAUCGCAUUGAGGCUCUGAAAGCCACUGCGGCAUCCCUGUCUAAUCGGAUAGAAAGUGAAGCCAAGAAAUUAGCAGGUGCUGGAGUCCACUGUGGAGCAUUCCUCAGCUCAGAGCAUGAUGUACUCCAUACAUUUGUCGACAGUGUCAAGUGGGCAAAACCACUGAGCCCUCCAGUCCAUGAUGAGGAAGACGUCUUCUCUGCUAAGAUUCGUAAAAUGUUGGGGGUUCAUGUUGCACAGUCUUGUGAUGAUGUGUUUCCCGGAGUAGGCAGUGUUCAUGAGUUUAAAAAUGAGACUGAGCAUAUGAAAUCACUUGUACCUAGAAUGUCUGGAGUAGAAGGUCGAGAAGUGGAGCCUGACAAGACACCUUUACCCACUUUGGAUGUUCCUGUUCAACAGCAUGACAAGCUUUAUGAGAAAGUAGUUAAUUUCAAGUCCCAAGACUCCAGUUCUGGUUCUAUCAGUGAAGGCCCACUUUUGAGUGAAGAAAGUCUUUCUGAGGAUGAUAGGGUACAUGUCAUGAGCAAUCCUGUAAAAGUGCCUGAAUGUCUUAAAAUUAAGGAGUUCUGUGCAGAGGAGUCUAAUACAUUUAAACCCAUAAAUGAGUUUCAGAAACAGUCAGAAAAGUACUCUCCCUUUCCUUCUCAUUCUUCACUUCAGAGCAAAGCACCAUGGGAAGAGUUGACUAAGGGAAGCCCUUACAGUGUAAUCAACAUAUUUACAAAAAAUUAUCAAGUGCUCCAGAAGGGGCAUGUAGAAAAGUCAGAAAGAUGCUCCCCCAUCCUCCAUCCUUUACUUCCUGCAGUGAGCCCUGUUAACUCUUACGAGGAUGAUUUUGUUUCAUCUCAGGAGAGUGUCAGCAGUUUAGCUCUCAAGACAUCUUUGCAAGAAGCUAGCAGUGCCAGUAGUAUCAUCAGCAUCCACGAAGAACUACCCAACAGGAAAUCAGUAUAUGAAUUGUGUCCGUCAGAAAGGAGAAGCCCCCAUUCUCCAGGAUCACGAUCUGCAGGGUCUUCCAGUUCUUCAUCUUCUCGAAGAAGUAGAAAUGUUGAAGGGCUGGAAACUGGAGUCUUAAGUGCAGAACACGUACAACGCAAGGAAGAUCGGUUUACAGAAUCUACAGAACAUAGUUCUCAAGAUGGGAGACAAGGUGAACCGAGUAGUUCAUCCAGAAACAAUGAACGGGGUUUAAUAAUGGACAGUAAACUGGAUGUCUGCUCUGGUCAUUCUCUAACACGCUCCCCAUCAGACAAUGGAAAACUGAAAAAGAUGCCUACUUCACCUUCUUCAUCCCACAGCUCUGUAUCCCACAGUCCUUUACAGUCUGAGAUGUUUGUAGAUGCAUCAGCUGCUGUGAAUGUCACUGAUAAGUCUAAGCCUCCAGCUAGUAUGCCUGUGCCCGUGUCUGCCUUUUCUGGUUUUUGCUCCUCAGAUGCAUUUGUCAGUUUAAAUGUUCAGCCUAACCAGACAUCUCACACAAUUUCAACAGGUUCAAUGAAAUUUGCUCCAGCUAUCUUACAGCACCGUAUGACAGCAGAACUCAACUAUCUUGAUGCUAUUGAGGAAUCUGUUCGACAACUGUCUGAUAUUGAACGCACACGGGGUAUUUCACUUGCUCAACAAGAGAGUGUUUCCCUUGCACAGAUCUUAAAGGCCCAACAGCAGCGGCAUGAGCGUGACCUGGCACUUCUUAAAAUGAAAGCUGAACAAGAAACCUUGGAUACUCAGAGGCAGCUGGAAGAGACAAGGCAGAAAGCAGCAGAGGCACGAGCAGAAUGUCUUCAGCAGCUAGUACAAACACGCCAGGAGGCUGCAGAAAAACUAGAAGAGACUGCAAGUAAGCUUGUGACCCAGCAAGCCCAGGCUGCCUUGCUCACUGCAGAUGCUGCACGACAGAUUAUGGAGAUGACUGAAUUAGCUCGGUCACAGAUGAAGCCUGUAAAUGCACCAGCAGCAUCCAUUACAUCCCUUUUUGAUGACCAGCGCAAGCAACACACAGACUUCAUGAAACAGUUGCAAAUGAGAACUGAAAAAGAAAGUACUCAUAAUAGUAGCCAAAGGGAAAGUCCUUCUCUUUUGUCCUUGGAUAAAAUUGAGAACCGAUCACAUCAGGCGGAAAACACAGGCAUUUCCUCAGAGGAGAUGGUUCAUACAGCAGCAAAUUCUUCACUACGCAGUGACAGCAUACCAUCAUUACCAGAUGAAAAAGAUUCUACUUCAGUAGCCACAGAGUACUCACUGAAGUUUGAUGAGUCCAUGACAGAGGAUGAAAUUGAACAGCAGUCAUUUAGAUCAUUGUUGCCAUCUGAAAGCCAUCGUAGACUUUCCAUGGAGAAGAAACAAAUUCAAAGGGAAGAUUCUGAUGAGGAUCCUUCUGAUGAAAAGACUGCCAUAUCUUCGGUUAAGGAGUUCACCAUGCCAUUCUCAAGUGGACAAGAUAGCUUUUCCAGAUUCACAAUGGAAAUGGUGAGACAGUACAUGAAGGAAGAAGAGAUGCGAGCAGCCCACCAUUCUUCUCUACUUCGCCUAAGAGAAAAGGCACUAAAGGAGAAAACCAAAGCAGAGCUGGCCUGGCUGGAUCUCCAGAAAAAGCGUUUGCGAGACAAAGGUGAAGAUGAUAAAAUGCCUCCCAUUCGAAAAAAGCAACGUGGUCUACUUUUAAAGCUUCGACAGGAACAGGCUGAAAUUAAGCGUCUUAAAGAAGCAAACAAGGCAGCCAGAAAGGAGAGACAGCUGAUACUGAAACAGCAAGAAGAAAUAGAAAGGAUGCGGCAAACCACAAUAAAGCUACAAGAGAAACUAAAGUCUGCAGCAGAAGCCAGUUUAGAGCUGAACAGUUUGGGUUCUUCAGAAGAACAUGCAAAGCCAAGUUGCACCUCAAGCCCUGUCUUGACAGACCUAGAGACCAGAAGUACUUCCCCAGUUUCCAUUUCUGGGAGUGAAACAAGCAGCAUCAUGCAAAAGCUGAAGAAAAUGCGCACUCACAUGGAUGAAAAGUUCUUGACAAAGCGUGAACAGAAGCUUAUGCAGCGACGUCGCCAUGCUGAAGAAUUGUUGGAAUGGAGACGACGCCUUGAUGCUGAGGAGGCUGAAGUUCGGCGCAUUGAAAAGCAAGCUUUGGCAGCAUGGGACAAAGACCGUGUCAAGCAGAAAACAUCAAAGAAGGAAUUGGGAGAAAGCAGCCCAGAUCAUAAAGAAACAGUUGAAGAGUCAUCUCCAGUGCCAUGCCACUCUCAAAUGAACAGUGAAAGUUCCAUCCCAGAAGAAAUGGGUAGCUUGCCUGCGGAGACUGUGGUAUCAGAGGUUAUAAACCAGGGUCAGUCCGUUAGUCCUGACCCCAGCAUGUGUAGUGAAGAGGCUUAUUCUCAUGAAUUUGAAUCAACUUCCUCACCAAAUAAACAUUCUCCUUCUAAGACAAGUACCUCCACUUCAAAGCAGAAAUCUAAACAAGAAAAUGUUAAUGCUGGAUCACAGGUCAAGCUUUUAGUAAACUGCCGUAACACCUCUGGAAGUUGGUCUGAUGAGUCCUUAUCAUUGACUCAUUCUGAAACUGCAUCUGAUCAGAGUGAUAUUGAGAGCCGAAUCAGAGCUCUGAGGGAAGAGCUGAAGCAGCGAAAAGCUAUUGCAGAGCAGCUCAAGAAAGAGCAGAAAAAGCGGUAUAAAGAGAGGCUGAAAGCACAAGAAGCCAGUUUAAUAAAACAGCUUGAGUCCUAUGAUGAAUUCAUUAAGAAAACCCAAGCUGAACUUAGCAGGGAUUUGGAGUCCUCACCAACUACUAAACCAAUGAUUAAAACACCAUCCUCAGCAGUUGAGAAGCCAAAGAUUAAAACAGCACCACUUCACAGACAUGAAACAGCAAAGUCCAGGAAAAGUCUGACUGAAUCUGAGAAGUCUAGAUCAUUACUGGAACCUGUUACAGAACACGCUUUGACAGCUUCUGAAGACCUGCAUACUGCUCCCAGUAAGAAGUAUUUUGGACCCGAAGCAAUAUCAGAGGAGCCUUCUAGAAGUUCAUUUCCUGUUCCCAAAUCACAAGUGAGAGCUGUAACAGAGUUUGCUGAUGAGCCUUUUCAUGGAGAUCUACCGGAUAGCAGUAAAGGAACAGGCCUGCCAGUUGGCAAGCAAGAUAAUGUUUCUGGUGGUGAAAGUGUAGUUUCCAGCCAUAGAACUGGUAUUCAAGAAGAAUUAGAACACACAAAAUCAGAAGAGUCUGAAUUAGAGGACGCUUAUAGUCAGCAUUCUGAUAAAUCAGAACCACUUUUGAAGCUUAGCAUUGUAAAACUGUCACCUACAAAUGAUGUUGGUAAUCACAGUGUCCUGCCAAAACAAAGUGAAUGUGAAGCCAAAAAUGAGCAUCUUAAUGAAGAUAAUAUUGAUUUAAAAGAUAGUGUGUUUUCUAUUGAAGAUGAUGCAGCUAGUGAACUUUCAGUCAGCUCAAUUAGAAGUGUGAAUUCAGAAAGAUCAUCUGACAUUCUUAGUCAGAAGACUUUGGAAAAAGCUUCCAUUUUCAGUGAUGCUGUUUUGCAGCAUAAAGAGCUUUCUGAUUCAGAGGUGAAUAUAUUUUCCCCAAGAAAAGAAGAGUCAGCUUAUGGAACUCCUCAUACAGAAACUUACAAAGACGGUUUCGAGUUAUCUUCUCCUAGGAAAGAAUACUCAUAUAGUGAAACAUUUACAGAAAUGCAAGAUCAUUCUCUGAUAAAGGAUGAAACCAAACAAGAACACACAGAACCUAGGUCACCUUCCCCUACUACUUUUGAAAUGAUUGAGCAUCAAUGCAAAAAAUCUUUGUCAUCUCAUGAAAGCUUGCAUUCAGAGAGAAUGGUUGAACUUAGGUCCCCAACAGAACUGAGUAAGGAAAGGGAACGCAGUGAUGUUGAGUAUCAAGAGCAGUCGUUUUUUAUGUCUGUAUCUCGCUCCCCAUCUCCAGAUGUUGAAUAUGCAGACACAUUAAUGGAUUUUAACAUAGGAGACAGAGUGUUAGUUAAUGGCACUCAAGCUGGUACUUUGAAAUUUAAAGGGUGUGUCAUCUUUGCCAGUGGAUACUGGGCUGGAGUGGAAUUAGACAAAUUGGAAGGAAGCAAUAAUGGCACAUUUGAUGGAAUUGUUUACUUCCACUGCAAGGAUAACCAUGGCAUUUUUGUUUCCCCACACCAGCUCUCUCAUUUGCCAAAGAGUUUUGAAACUUUCGUUGAGACAACUGAAGACUCGUUUUAUGAUGCUAAACUGGUUUGUCAGCAGAAACAAGAUGAAAAAAGUAAUACUGAUGAGUGUGAAAAGAAUAAAGUGAAACAGUAUGUAGAGGGCAUAUGGGAAGGUGUUUCAUCAGAAGAAACGGAAACUAUUUUUGUGGAAAAAAGUGGUAAAUAUUCUAACUUGAAAGAAAAUACUAUACUUAUAACUGAGUCACCAGAAAUUUUAAAGCAUGCUGUUGAAGUAAGUGGUGUUGACUCUGGUACCAUCCAAGAUGAAAAUAAGCUUAAUGAGCUUUUCAGCAGUGUUGUUGAAAAAGUCACCAGCUGCAUCUUAGAUGAAAGUUUUGACAACUUACUGAAUGAAGAGUUGAAAAAACAACAAUCUUUAGAUAACAGGUCACUUGAAAAGAAAGAAAAGCUGCCUUCUCUUCAUGACAAAUCAUUUACCCCUCUGCUUGACCUUUUAACCAAGGAGAAGGAUCAUCUGGAUUCUCAGCUUAAAGCUGCACCUGCUGAAGCUGUAGAGAUAUUUGAUGACAUGUUGCAGGAACAUGAAGCUGUAGUAGAAGAGGAUAAAGUAAGUUUGCUCACAGACCGUCUUCUGAAAGUUGUUUUGAAAGACAGCAUAGAACAAAUCCAGCAAAUUAUGAAAGCUCAUAAUGAGAAGAUUGAGAUUGCUGAUAGAGACCUUCAGACUGAUUUCAAUGAUGAAUCCAUUCCUAGGAUGCCUCCAAAACUGCUUUCUUUCCAGGACAAAGUUGCUGGUAGUUUGCAAAGCCUUCUGAAAACUGAUCAACCUGAUGGUGAGAGAGAGAAAACAUCAUCUCCAGACGUGUAUCCAAGACCGGAAAGCCCAAUUUUUGGCACAAGCGGACAAGAGGAGCUGGCUAAACGUCUGGCUGAAUUGGAGCUGAAUCAGAAGGUCUUAAGCAUUCUUGGGGAUGAUCAGAGUUGGUUUGAGGAUGAAUUUGGCUUGCAUUCUACUUCAGUACGACAGCAAUAUAAGAAAGAAGGGCAGCAAAGGCUACAGCAGGUGAUAGAUUUACCAGAAGUGAUUCCAAAACCAGAAGAGGAAUCUGUAUGUGUUGUACCACACACGCAAGCAGAAGUGGAGGCACUGGCAGUGUUAGCUGUGGAGGAACUCUGGAAAUGGAAGGAGCUUGGGCAUGAUUUGCACGGUAUCAGUGCUUCACUUGAUUUCCUAGGAGAGCCCUCCAAGUGUCCAGAUAUGGAGAGCAUCAGUAAGCGGGUAUAUAAACAGGCUGUGUUUGAUCUGACAAAAGAAAUUUUUCAAGACAUUUUCACAGAAGAUCCCAACCUUGGUCAGCCACCGUGGAUGAAACCAUGCACAGUAACCCCUGCCUAUUUCAGACGUGUGCAUAAUCCUAGUGACCUUCAUGAAAUCAAGACUUUCAUAGCUGCAGAGGUGCUGAAGUUGUUUGGCUUGAGGAAGGAAAAGAACCACAAAACUGAAAUGCAAAACAUGAUGAAAUUUGGUCGAAAGAAGCGUGACAGAGUGGAUCACAUCCUGGUUCAAGAGCUGCAUGAUGAAGAGGUCCAGUGGAUAAACUAUGAUGAAGAUGAGUUGUGUGUGAAGAUGCAACUAGCUGAUGGAAUUUUUGAUGCCUUAAUUAAGGACACCGUUAAUGUUUUAAAUCAAAUUCAGGAAAACCAGCGACAAGUAGCAGCUGUGUGACACUGGUUUUUCAGGAUUCAUGAGAAGGGCUGUCCUUUGAAUGAAGUUCACUCUGGUGCUCAUGUAGGUCCAGAGUUGCAUGGUAGCACAAGUGACACACUGCUCCAGCAGUCCCAGCACCUUAUGUAAUACGUGGUAGGUGAUUCAUAGUCCCCCACACUGCUAAUACUGUAUCCAUUGACAUCAUCACUCACUUCCCCAGGAAUUUGUUUUUCUGAUCGCUUUAACAUUCUGUUUGGUAGAACAUUUAAGCACACCAGCCAGAUCCUUGAUCAGAUGCUGUACUACUGAUGAGCACAGAAACUUUGCCACUGUUUUGGGUUAGAUAUUAUUUUACAAAAGUAUGCCAGAUAGUGCCAUAUUGCUACAAACCGACUGUCACACACUCCUGACAGAAACAUUCAACUCAUGCUUCCAUCUUAAAGUUGGUUAAAUGAUGCUGCCAGUUAUGUACUGCAAGCCAUUGUCAUAGACUUUGUGCCAAGAUGAGUUGUAAUAUGUAGGGAGCCCUCACUUUAUAGUGUGAUUCUCAGUAGGUUUCCCCUAGAGUGACUAGUAAUUCAUAGCUUUUCAGAACAUGGAAACACAUGUAGUGCAACAUUAAGCUGAACUAUAACUUGCUCUUCUAUUUUGAGUUAAAAACAGUGCUGACAUUUGUGUUCUUUUUGUAUUAUAACUUAAGUACCACCUUCAGAAGCAGAGGCAUUGUUAUGUAAGGUGGCAUUAAAUUAAAAGUACUGCAUUAUAGUCGUACUUGGAUCAUCAACUGCUGGUGUUUUUCAUCAUGUGCACACUGUACCAACUUUGAGUGCAAUUGGGCACAGAAUUUCCCUACCGUAUAGAGCAUUGUGUCCCCCUCAUGCUUGGAUUUUUUCACACCUGCAAAGUACAGUGUUUACAUAUAAACCUAGACCAGAUUAGGGUAAACACAGUAGAUGAAAUAUCACUUUCAGUGCUUUACUUUGUGCCUGUGUUUUAUUUCAUACGUUGUCUAAAUUGUAUGGGUGACAUAGAAAAUGUAUUGCAUUUGGAAUAGCUACUUGGAAAUCUGAGCCAGCCAAAAUUCCUGUGCUUUUUUUUUUAAGUCAUACCUUUAAUUAUUCUCAGCAUUAGCAAGACAUUGGUGGUAAAGGGACUGAAUUAUCAUUUAUUUAUUUAUUAAUUUUCUUGCUGUCCAUGGAUAAGAAAGGAUUACAAGUACCAGACUCAAAUACUUUGUUUCCCAUUAUUUUAACAGCUAAUUUGUAUGGCACUGUUUUACUUUGUUCCACUGUUCUCUUCUCCUGAGAAACCCCUCAUGUCUGCAGCUAGGUAGUGUUUUAUGUUUUUUUUUUUAUUAUUUUAAGUUCUAAGACGUGUCUUCUCUGCUCUGUUCUUUCACCUGACUCAACAUAUGAACAGUGGUCAGCACUGGUUUCUGUAAUUAACUCUUGGAUGCCAUUUUGAUGGGUUAGAGAGAUAUUUUCAUGUAAAUGUUCCCUGAAGGAUAUUAUUUUAUUCUAGACACUAACAUGGCAUUAAAGGUUCUACUUCAGAAACCUCUGCUAACAAAUAUUAAGGAAUGAUUGAGGAAAAAGACCAAAACAUGUAAGCUUGAAAUUCAAAUGACAACACUAACAAAGCAAAAUUAAUUUGUGUGAGCAAGCAUCCAGCAUUGUAGACAUGCUGCUAUUUAAUUAUACACGUUUUCAAGUUGGUUCAGCUUGGAGUAAAAAUAGAAAAGUACAAGUGGUUUAGGAUUACUUCGGUGUUCUCCAACAGCAGUUUGAAAGAAAGUAGUUGAGUUGGGGGUUGAAAUCCCUUUACAGUGUGUGGGGUUGGGGAGUACAGGGAGCUGGUGUGCUCUGCCUUAACUUUAUUUAGUUAUAGUGCGAGUUUUGAGCUUUUGUGUUUUCAUUUUUUUCUGUUUUAGGAUUCAGUAUUUACUUUCAUGGUUUUUAAGGUUAGUUAAGUAACAAACUAUGGCUUUCAUACUUGGGUACAGUUGAGAAUGUUGAGAAGGCAUCACAUGACAGUGCCUUUGUGGAGCUUUUUAACUACAGAGGAAUUAUAUAUGGUUUCGACUGUCUUUUAACUUGUGCAAGACAAGAAUUUGUUUUGCUGUGCUUCCCAUCUGGGAUGCACUAUCAUGUUAUAGUGGAAUCUGUCGAUUUUGACAAGUUUACCUCUGUGGCUUCCCUCUCCAAAUAUUAUGGUUCUGAAUGCCUCUUCUAUACAGCACCUCAUAGGAAAUCCCUUUUUUUCUUUUUUCUUUUAUUUUUUGAUUUAUUCCAAAGUGGUAAUUAUGUGAGGCAUCUUCAUUUUUUCAGGUUUGUUGUAAGGGAUUUAGUGUACGAAAUAUCAAAUUUAAGUUUUUUUUUUCUUUAGACAUGCUGUGGUACCUGAAGCUCAUAGUUCAUUUCUUUUUUUCUCCAGAGUCUUUUGCUUUUUGUUUUAUUGCUUAGCUCUAGAGAUGAGUUCAGGUGUUGACAUGCACAUCUGGAAAGCAUUAGUAGAUAAAACUGUAAAUGCUUUGUGGCACUAUUUUUUUAUGAUUUAUUUUAAGCAUGUUUUAUCUUGUUAAAAACAAAAUAUCCUCAAAGCAAAAUAUUUUCUUGAUAUAUUUUAAUAUAAAUAUAUACUCAUCUUUCUGCCUGUGUUAGCAAAAAUGAUUUCUCCUGUUCAGUGUGAUGGUGACAUCAUGCAGAAUCUGUCACAGAUCUACUUGCAGUUCACUUUUGUCCUAUUUCCCAGCCUCAUGUCAACCCUUAGUGAAUCUGACAGUCUUAUCUCCUGGUACCCUCAGAAGAAGUGCAUACACAAAGUCUUCUGUUUGCUUAAUCUGCCUCUUACUGUAGUGCUUUCCUUUUUUUGAAUUACUGUAUCUUAUUACAUUUCUCAAAUGCACUUGCAUGGUUUAUUAUACCUAGCAAUAGAAUGCAUACAUUUUAGACGUUUCGCACAAGGCUUUCAACUUCUGUCUUGUCCAUCAGGCUUUUUUAGCUGUGCUCUGACUUACAGCUCUCGGAUUUGCAUCCAGUCCCUUAGACGUAAAGGCCAACUAGUGCAACUUUUAGUAUAGUGUAUAUAACACAAAGCAAGUUUAGCUUUGUAUGAAAAAAUUUUAAGAUGUCCAUAAUAUGGUAUGCAGAGAAAGGUGAACAUAUUCAUAGAUGGUCAUUUUUAUCCAUAUCAUUUUUCGUUGCUGAUGCUUGAUGUGAUUUAAUUUAUGUAAUUCUUUCCGGUCACUUUCAUAAUCAUCUUUUUGAAGAUACUUUUAUAUUUUGCAUACUGCAGUAAGCAGAUGGUACAAAUCUCCAUCUUUUCAAUAAGAGCUGUUUAGAAGAAAGGUUUGUUCAUGUAAUCUUUGUCAGAAAUACAGAGUAGGAUAACUUUGGCUGUGGUGGGUGAAUGGUGCAGAUUAAAUGGUGAGAAAGGACUGUAAUUUAAAACCCAGGUGUGAAACAUCAAAGUUUAUGCCUGUCUACAUUUCUUGACUGCAUGUUUCAAGUAAGACCAGGCAGUUAGUGCAUUACCACUUUGGUAGCUAUUGCAGAGACUGCUGCAUUUGAAUAGCUUUUAUUUUCUUUUAUGCUUUCCUUUCAGUUAGCCUUUGGUAUUGCACUGUGUUGUGUUGGUGUCUCCAUGUUAUAAAAGCUGCGAUACUUAGCUUUGUGUAGUUUUAACUCACAAGCACUCGUUCUGUUAAAGUCUGCUGAUCUCAGUUGUGAAAAUAUGUUUAUCUGUUGACUGAGCCUCUGAAUUUGCAAUUUGUGGUGUUAGUUUACUGCCUUGGAGUUAAAUAUAGCUGGAGAUAGAAUGGAAUGAGUUAAUGUUGAUUAAGCAGUGUACAGAAAAUUAAGUGGCUUGUAACUUUUAUUUAAAUGUGAUUGAUAAUACAGGAAUGCAAGGUGAGGGAUUUUUCCAUUUUCCUUGAAAUACAGAUUUAUGUUGCGCACAGAUAUAAAUUAAUAUUUUAGUACACAUACUGCUUUUUACAGAAACACUGAUUAAAUUGUAAAAGGUUAAGGUAUACAUAUACAGAUAAAAUGUCAUGGAAUAAGUUGCUCAUUUCUUCUUCAAGGGGUUUAUGAAGAUCUGUUUUGAGGUUGCUUCUGCUAACUACUAGUAAGUUGGUAGUUAUGUUUCAGACUGGUGGGAUGUUUCUUUUUUUAUUGUGUACUCUGUUGUUAGGCUAUAUAAGUAACAUUUAAAGACAUAAAUGUGAUGAUCAGUUUCAUUACUUCAUUCAGUGUAGUUAAAGGAACUAAGGCACCACCAUCUUUGCUGCUAAAGAGGAAACUUGAAUUGCACCUUUUUGUGCAUUUAUUUUUACUGUUUGAUACUUAACUAUUUUUUGUUUACAGAAUUGCUGUAAGAAGGCUUUUUACUUGAACAAGUUAAAAUAGCUUGUGUGUGUUAUAAAGCAUAUUUACUUAGCUUAUCUUAAGUUAUUUGCUUGCUCUACUACCUUGUAUUUAAACUUAAACUGAAUGCUUUGACUCACAAAAAUGAAAACUCAGUAUUGGGGAACCAGUAGUUUGAUACUGUAAGCCAAGUUCAUGAUUCAUGUUUGCUAUUGUGUAAAGAACUUAUUGGCACUUUAUCAGAUUUUCUUACAUUUAUCUCUGCUUAAACAAGAUUUCUAGUACAACCCUAAAUAGACAGUGAUAGUUUAUUACUGCAUACUAACAAUUCAGUGUCACCCUUUUACCUGCUGCAGUAACAUUUUGCUGAAAAGUCACAGUAUGCAGCAGAUUCAAAGCACUUUUUUAUAUUCCUAUGUCUGUAUUGAUUCUAGUAUAAUGAGAAAGCUGUAUAUUUCAUGUUGCCUAAAUGUAAUAAAAUGGUAUGAAAUGCCAAUAAAUUAAAUUUUGUGAAUAAUUUUACCAGGUUUGACAAUGUUAUACCAUUAUGAUCCAAAUUUUGAAUUUUCAACUGUUGCUUCAUUAUUUAAGAGUGUAUAACUUUGGGAUUAAACCACUGUUAUAUUCAUUUUUAAUAAUUUGUGUUUUUGCCUGAUUUCCAUCCUUCAAGCAAUACCUCAAGACAUGUGCUUGGCAAACAGUAACCAUUUACUAUGUAAACAUUUGUAGUGAACUGUGCUAAAAAAUCAGUUUGCCACUAAAAAUGUGGUUAGCUUGAUAUCUAAUGGGUGAUAUGAUUCAUUAAUGAAGCUUUUAUAUGCAUUAAUUAAAAAGUGACCUUAAAUAUGCAACACUUGAAAAAAUGCCAGGAAAUGCAAUCAUUUUAUAUACUUCAUUAAACUAGCAUUAACAAGUACAGACAACUGCACUGAAACAAGCACUUUGCUUCAGUAUCAUUUUAACACCCUUUAUUCACCUAUGCAUACAUGUAAUACUACUUACACUAAGGAAAGGGUAAGCAUUUUGCAUAAGGGUUGUAAUGGAGCUCAAACUCUGUGUAGACUUCCAUAAUAUGCUAGUUAGGCAAGUAUGCAUGUAACAAAGUAGAACAAGAGUUAAACACAUCCUUCAUGUAAGAGUCUAGCCUAGGCAUGGGUGUCACAGAUCUUAAAAAUACAAAUCUGAAAGUCCUGCACAUCAUGGAAGGGUAACUGUUGUUCACUGGCUUUGUGAGAGAACAUUUUUGUAGUGGUAAUUGAAUUUGCCUUUUCAAUGAUACCACACUCGUACCCCCCCCCCCCGAUGUUGCCAUUCCUUCACUAUUUUGACCCAUUCAUUCUUGCCUUUGAUUGGGAGCCAGGCACCUUCACUCCAGCCAGACAUCCUAUCUCCCAUUCAUCCCCUGACUGGAAGGCCUUAUCAGCUCAUUUGCUUCCAGGAGAGUCUUGAGUCAGCUGGUUGGAAGUGGGCCAGUCUUCCAGAACCACUGGACUUCCCUCUUUAACCCCUGGAACUCACUUAAGCUUCACAAGUACUGCCUGCUGUGGGGAAGCAUUCAUGCCUUCACAUGUCUUUCCAGUGGUUUAGUGAAGUGCACCCAGGAUUUCACGUGCCCAGGAUGCUUGUUCUCAUUGCAACACCUCCCAGUUGGUGUCCCUUGAGUGGCAAGCCAGAAGUGCUUUCCUUCCCCAGGAUGAGCAAGCUAACAUGACCACUCACUCCCAACUUCCUCAGCCUGUCCUUUUCAGAAUCUGUGUUGUUAAUUAAGCAUGAGCCUUUUGGGUAGCAGUCAGGGCUUCAUAUUUCUUUACCACAGGAGCAGGCUGAUUUCAUAGACAGGUAUUAUAGGGAAUUGCAGGCCAAUAUUCAUAUAGCUGAAGUACUGACCCAUACAGAUAUAUCCAUUGCCUUACUUGAAGGAUGUUGUCAUGUUCAUUAGUGUGAAAAUACGAUCUCUCAAGUUUUUAGAUCUUUUGUAAAGUAUUAGAGUUUCUGAGGAUCAGCCACUUUUUUUGUCAUUAUCAGAACAGGAAAUAAAAUUGACAAUACAGCCUAGCUGCCACCUUCUUAGAGUACAAGCUGUUGAGCCUGUUCCAUUAUGUUGCGUAUAUAAAAUAAGGAAAUAUGCUUGAACUGGUGAUGGGGAUUCCUGCUUUUAAAAUAAAUAGUGGCUUAUUAAGAAAAUUAUUGUGUAAUGGGCCACUGAUAUUUCAGAGUAUGCUUUUCUCCAACAGUAUAUAGCCCUGAGAAUAGAAGAACAUUUUUCAGUACAAUACUAGAGCCAAGUACUGUUUACUUCUUUCUUUCAUUAUUUUCUGAAAAAAAAAAGUUCAUGCACGUACACACACACACACACACACACACACACACACACACACACACACACACACACACACACACACAUAGAGUUGCCUUUAAAAGGCAUAUGUUGGGGUUGAAGUGCUUUUGAUGCAGUUUUGAAAGUUGAUGAGUUUUAUUGAACAGAGUAUGGUUUGGUAGAUGUACAUUGUUUAUUGGAAUAUCUGUUUAAGAUGACAGAUGUUUACAGAAUAAAAAAUGAAACUGCAUAUUAUACCUUGUAGAUUGAAUUUACUGUGGUUAUUCACAGCCCCCCCCCCCCAAUGUUUCUGAUCCUACUACAUUUUUUGGAUUUAUAAUUUGAAAACCUUAAAUAGACUUUGAGUAAGUACAUAAGGCUCAGGAAUUUGAACCAGAGUGAUAUCCUAAACCCACUUGUUUGGGUUAGUAAUGAUGUGAAAACUGUUAUUGAGAGAUUAUGAAUAAUAUUUAAUUUUAAAUUAAACAUUGGAUUAGCAGCAGUCAUUUCCAGAAAUCCAAACUGAUCACCUUCUCCAUUGCAGUUUAAGUGCAAACAAUACUCAAAAAGUGCUUGGCUUCAUAUCAGUGCAGACCGUAAGAAGAACAGUAUGUUGCAGAAGAAGAUACUUUGUUUCAACUGCUCUGCAUUCUGUUCUCCAAAGUUGUCGAAUGUGUCAAGGUAUUGUUAUAGACACUCUAUCCCUAGUUUAUGAUAAUGUAAUGCUGAAUUAGCCUUUGUAUUAAAUGCAGACUGUAAAUAGAAUAGCUUUAUUCUUCAGUUUUAGCCCUUUGUUACUUCAAGAGCACUGUACAUUGAAGAGAAAACUGAUAUGCAUAUGUAAUUACAAGCUGUAAAUUAGGAGUUUUGCCUGUGAAUACAAUUGUACAUAUGUUUAAAAUGUAUUUUAAAACAAGGUAUGUAAAUAAAAAUUCACUGAUUACUAAUUUA
Molecule: messenger RNA, 16849 nt
Organism: Protopterus annectens (West African lungfish)
Lineage: Eukaryota; Metazoa; Chordata; Ceratodontiformes; Protopteridae
Gene: CEP350
Product: centrosomal protein 350
Exons: 35
Coding region: 104-9235 (3043 amino acids)
Biological process (GO): microtubule anchoring
Cellular component (GO): centrosome
Molecular function (GO): microtubule binding
Source: RefSeq, a predicted model, not a curated record